AUGAAGAUUGACACACCUGUGCUCCAUUCCAGCGUUGGCACUUCCGAAUUUUUGGACUUUUUUCACGUGAAUAAUAUGGUUCGAACGAUAUAUGGAAGGACAACAACAUACUACACGUUGCUGCCUUUCCCAUGUAGUGGGGAAAACAAAAAAUACGCACCUCCUGGGAGGAGUCUCUCAGAGAAGUGGACACAUACCCAGGGGAGAAAAGGGAAACUAUUUAACUCAUCACUUGGACUCACUUUUAUGGAUGACUUAAAAAGCUGCGGAUUUAAAAUACUUUCCACUUGCUGCCGCCCAAACGACUCCAGCGUGAACCAUCGCCUCGAAGAACUAGCAAACGUGCGGCUGAGCAAAAACGAGAAAUUUUUUAUAAUCCUGGGAAAUGAGACCAAAGGACUGAGCAAGGAGAUACUGGACAGAUCGGACAUCUGCAUAUACAUAAAUGGGCACCGCACAGAACAAGAACCUCCUACACCUGACUUGACCCCUAAUGGGAAUUUCACCCUAGACAGUCUCAACGUAAAUAAUGCGUGCGCUAUCGUAUUGCAUCACUUCACCUCUCAUUUGUCCUAG
Plasmodium cynomolgi strain B is the source of this 576-nucleotide messenger RNA. Its product is annotated as rRNA methylase. The transcript has 3 exons. Gene Ontology annotation, biological process: RNA processing. The record is from RefSeq and is a predicted model, not a curated record. Lineage: Eukaryota; Apicomplexa; Aconoidasida; Haemosporida; Plasmodiidae. Gene Ontology annotation, molecular function: RNA binding; RNA methyltransferase activity. The coding region runs from base 1 to 576 and encodes 191 amino acids.